Messenger RNA from Cladocopium goreaui, 4779 nucleotides. The record is from the annotation of a GenBank genome assembly. Lineage: Eukaryota; Dinophyceae; Suessiales; Symbiodiniaceae.
AUGGUGUCCAAGAAGGCUCGUGCCGCCGCGGCUUGCGCUGGCUUGGGAGGGUUGGCUUUUGUGGCAACGCCAGGAUCAGUUGCUCGUCAUGUGCCAGCUGUUGAGAUGGCAGCCGGCAAGGCUGCCGCUGCAGAGACCAGCAACAGUGCUUUCACUGUUGGUGCUGCUGCCAUGACAGCUGCUGGCGCAGUGGCUGCUUCGACCCGAAGAAAGGGGCGAACAUCCAAAGUCACUGCCCGUGCUGAAGUGGCCCCUGGUGAGAAGGUGGUUGGCAUUGACCUUGGCACCACCAACUCUGCUGUAGCUGCCAUGGAGGCUGGUUCUCCAACCGUGAUCCCAAACGCAGAGGGAGCACGAACCACACCCAGCGUUGUGGCCUACUCCAAGAGUGGCGAACUUUUGGUGGGCCAGAUUGCGAAGCGUCAGGCGGUGGUGAAUCCAGAGAACACCUUCUACUCAGUGAAGCGCUUUGUUGGCCGCCAACCCAAUGAAGUGGAGGAAGAGCUGAAGGAGGUGUCAUACAAGGUGGAUUUCGAGGGCCAAAAAGUGAAGAUUGACUGCCCCGUGAUGAGCAAGAAGUUUGCACCGGAGGAGGUCUCUGCACAGGUGCUGCGAAAGCUGAGCGCAGACGCCGGCAAGUACCUCAGCGCCACGGUCCAGAAGGCUGUAGUGACUGUCCCAGCCUACUUCAAUGACUCCCAGCGUCAGGCCACGAAGGAUGCCGGAAAGAUUGCUGGGUUGGAUGUGCUGCGUAUCGUGAACGAGCCAACCGCUGCAUCUUUGGCAUAUGGUCUGGAGAAGAAGAACAACGAGACCAUUUUGGUGUUUGACUUGGGAGGUGGCACCUUUGACGUCUCCGUUUUGGAGGUUGGUGAUGGUGUGUGCGAAGUGUUGGCCACACACGGUGACACUCACCUGGGUGGUGACGACUUUGACAAGGUCAUUGUCGACUGGCUGGCUGAGGACUUUCAGAAGACUGAGGGCAUCGACCUCCUGAAGGACCGGCAAGCACUGCAGCGUUUGACGGAGGCAGCUGAGAAGGCUAAGAUGGAGCUUUCAGGCGUGCAAGAGGCCAAGAUCUCUUUGCCUUUCAUCACAGCUGAUGCCUCUGGUCCCAAGCACAUCGAAGAGAGCUUAUCCCGCGCAAAGUUUGAGCAGCUUGCAAGCAAGCUCAUCACUCGAUGCAGGACGCCAGUGGAGAGCGCUAUGAAGGAUGCAAAACUUAGUCCGAGCGACAUCGAUGAAAUCGUCUUGGUCGGUGGCUCCACACGCAUCCCAGCAAUCCAGGAUUUGGCUUCAGAGUUGGUUGGCGGGAAGAAACCCAAUCAGAGCGUGAACCCUGAUGAGGUUGUGGCAGUCGGUGCUGCCGUCCAGGCUGGUGUGCUGGCAGGAGAUGUGAAGGACAUUGUGCUGCUGGACGUGACGCCUCUUUCUUUGGGUGUCGAGACUCUUGGUGGUGUGGCCACCGUGUUGAUCCCCAGGAACACCACCAUCCCAACCAAAAAGACGGAGGUCUUCUCCACUGCCACCGACUCUCAGCCAUCCGUCGAGAUUGUGGUGCUGCAGGGCGAGCGACAGUUCGCCAAGGACAACAAGAUCCUUGGCACUUUCCGUCUGGAUGGCGUGCCUCCUGCUCCUCGUGGUGUUCCCCAGAUCGAAGUGACCUUCGAUAUCGAUGCCAACGGUAUCUUGAACGUUGCUGCAAAGGACCGUGGUACCGGCAAGGAGCAAACCAUCACCAUCGCUGGUUCCUCCACCCUGGACAAGACAGAUGUCGAGAAGAUGGUUCAAGAUGCCGAGGCCAACGCUGCAGAGGAUGAGAAGCGCAAGGAGGCAGUUGAGACUAAGAACAAUGCAGAGAGCCUGGUGUACCAGACUGAGAAGCAGCUGCAAGAACUGGGUGAAAAAGUGCCUGCUGACCUCAAGGCCACCAUUGACCCCAAGUUGCAGGCCUUGAAGGACAAGGUUGGGGAGGCCGAGCCAGACACUGAACUGCUGAAGACCAUGACGAAGGACCUGCAAGAGGAGCUGAUGAAGGUUGGCCAGGCCGCCUAUGCCAACACUGGAAGCCCUCCUCCAGGUGAUGCAGCUGAGGCAGGAUCUCCACCCCCUGGCGAUGCCAAGGCGGAGGCCAAGGCCAAGGACGACGUCAUCGACGUGGAUGGACAUACCAGGUUGGAGACCAAGAAGUCGAGUCAAGUGUGUUUGGAGAGUGGUCAAGGACACAAGGACACGAAUGACCCCACCAGAAGGGCAACACUGUUGGAUUUUGUGAUGGUUAAGAAGACGAGUGCCGCUGCUUGUAUUGGUCUUGGUGGGCUGGCUUUCGUGGCAACACCAGACGGUAGCCAUCGAGUACCUGUGCACCACGGACCUAGUGCUGAUGUGGCCAGUGGAGCGAAGGCAGAAUCAGGCCACACCUUUGCCAUGACCACCUGUGCGAUGGGUGCGGUGGCAGGUGCUGCGCUCUCAAGGAGGCGCAGCUCCAGAGUCACUGCCCGUGCUGAAGUGGCCCCUGGUGAGAAGGUGGUUGGCAUUGACCUUGGCACCACCAACUCUGCUGUGGCUGCCAUGGAGGCUGGUUCUCCAACCGUGAUCCCAAACGCAGAGGGAGCACGAACCACACCCAGUGUUGUGGCCUACUCCAAGAGUGGCGAACUUUUGGUGGGCCAGAUUGCGAAGCGUCAGGCCGUGGUGAAUCCAGAGAACACCUUCUACUCAGUGAAGCGCUUUGUUGGCCGCCAACCCAAUGAAGUGGAGGAAGAGCUGAAGGAGGUGUCAUACAAGGUGGAUUUCGAGGGCCAAAAAGUGAAGAUUGACUGCCCCGUGAUGAGCAAGAAGUUUGCACCGGAGGAGGUCUCUGCACAGGUGCUGCGAAAGCUGAGCGCAGACGCCGGCAAGUACCUCAGCGCCACGGUCCAGAAGGCUGUCGUGACCGUCCCAGCCUACUUCAAUGACUCCCAGCGUCAGGCCACGAAGGAUGCCGGAAAGAUUGCUGGGUUGGAUGUGCUGCGUAUCGUGAACGAGCCAACCGCUGCAUCUUUGGCAUAUGGUCUGGAGAAGAAGAACAACGAGACCAUUUUGGUGUUUGACUUGGGAGGUGGCACCUUUGACGUCUCCGUUUUGGAGGUUGGUGAUGGUGUGUGCGAAGUGUUGGCCACACACGGUGACACUCACCUGGGUGGUGACGACUUUGACAAGGUCAUUGUCGACUGGCUGGCUGAGGACUUUCAGAAGACUGAGGGCAUCGACCUCCUGAAGGACCGGCAAGCACUGCAGCGUUUGACGGAGGCAGCUGAGAAGGCUAAGAUGGAGCUUUCAGGCGUGCAAGAGGCCAAGAUCUCUUUGCCUUUCAUCACGGCUGAUGCCUCUGGUCCCAAGCACAUCGAAGAGAGCUUAUCCCGCGCAAAGUUUGAGCAGCUUGCAAGCGAGCUCAUCACUCGAUGCAGGACGCCAGUGGAGAGCGCUAUGAAGGAUGCAAAACUUAGUCCGAGCGACAUCGAUGAAAUCGUCUUGGUCGGUGGCUCCACACGCAUCCCAGCAAUCCAGGAUUUGGCUUCAGAGUUGGUUGGCGGGAAGAAACCCAAUCAGAGCGUGAACCCUGAUGAGGUUGUGGCAGUCGGUGCUGCCGUCCAGGCUGGUGUGCUGGCAGGAGAUGUGAAGGACAUUGUGCUGCUGGACGUGACGCCUCUUUCUUUGGGUGUCGAGACUCUUGGUGGUGUGGCCACCGUGUUGAUCCCCAGGAACACCACCAUCCCAACCAAAAAGACGGAGGUCUUCUCCACUGCCACCGACUCUCAGCCAUCCGUCGAGAUUGUGGUGCUGCAGGGCGAGCGACAGUUCGCCAAGGACAACAAGAUCCUUGGCACUUUCCGUCUGGAUGGCGUGCCUCCUGCUCCUCGUGGUGUUCCCCAGAUCGAAGUGACCUUCGAUAUCGAUGCCAACGGUAUCUUGAACGUUGCUGCAAAGGACCGUGGUACCGGCAAGGAGCAAACCAUCACCAUCGCUGGUUCCUCCACCCUGGACAAGACAGAUGUCGAGAAGAUGGUUCAAGAUGCCGAGGCCAACGCUGCAGAGGAUGAGAAGCGCAAGGAGGCAGUUGAGACUAAGAACAAUGCAGAGAGCCUGGUGUACCAGACUGAGAAGCAGCUGCAAGAACUGGGUGAAAAAGUGCCUGCUGACCUCAAGGCCACCAUUGACCCCAAGUUGCAGGCCUUGAAGGACAAGGUUGGGGAGGCCGAGCCAGACACUGAACUGCUGAAGACCAUGACGAAGGACCUGCAAGAGGAGCUGAUGAAGGUUGGCCAGGCCGCCUAUGCCAACACUGGAAGCCCUCCUCCAGGUGAUGCAGCUGAGGCAGGAUCUCCACCCCCUGGCGAUGCCAAGGCGGAGGCCAAGGCCAAGGACGACGUCAUCGACGUGGAUGGACAGUAGAUCCAGAUUUUGUUACGUAGAACGUUUGAUUUCCCUUAUGCUUGUCGGAUUGUUGCCUGCAGUCCAUUGAUUUCUGUAAGCGACAAAGGUGACGAUCCGUUUUCACAGUUUUCGGAGCUCAGCACUGGAGGCAAAGAAGCUCCAUCUCGUGUCCUUUCUGUGCUCGGUAGGGUUCUCGCCUGUUGGCCUUUUGAAGAGCUUUCCAACUGCAAUUGUGGGAGAGCUCAAACGCAGCCAAACCUGCCUUGACCAGAGAUGCAGUGUAGACUUGUAAAUGGGAUGUACAUUGUAGAGAUUCGCAAAAAGGUGGCCUCAGAAACUCUUGAGGAAAACGGGUUCCAGAAA